This is a messenger RNA of Opisthorchis viverrini, 1137 nucleotides long. RefSeq lists its product as hypothetical. The transcript is spliced from 7 exons. Lineage: Eukaryota; Metazoa; Platyhelminthes; Trematoda; Opisthorchiida; Opisthorchiidae. The record is from RefSeq and is a predicted model, not a curated record. Bases 1 to 1137 code for a protein of 378 amino acids.
AUGCCAUACGGAAUAAGCACAACCUUAUUCAGAAAAUUAGAAUUUGAGGAAACCCUGCGAUAUGGAAAUCAACUUGCCACCUCAUUUCUUCACCUUACAGAGUUCAACACACCAGAUCGACUUACUGCAUUGGCCACAUCGAACUGUUGGUUGGCUAGAAAGAAUGUACUGCUCGGAAAGGAAACUACUCACAAGGUUUAUGAAACCUCUUUGACAGCCCACGACCGGUUUCGCCUCCCUUGGGGCUCAUCAGGUAGGCGCAGUCCCCGAGUUCCCGACAAACAUCCGACUCCGUCUCCUGGGCACCGGUUCCGGUUGCCCGUAGGUAUGAAUCACAAGGACAUUACAACAAACCGUGGUAAAGACAGUCAGAACAUAGCCGACAUCAGUUCACCAGAUCGACGAAUGCUACCCACACUGAUCUCACCACCCCCUCCGGCUCUGUGCGCACAACUAGGUCCCAUGAAAGCCAGUCCACUGAACUCCAGUUUGUCUAUGCCUCUGGGUGAUUCUCCCUUUUUGCGUUCUGCUUCCUUCUUAUCCUGUGGAGCCAGCAAUCCAGUCAAUUUGUUCCCUAUUUCCCCGACAACUUCGGACCUGACUCACCUACGUUCGUCUAACCUGAUCACAGGUCCAGCAAUUGAAAAUGCGGCCGAUUUAAAAGUCUAUGUAGAAGCCAUUGAAAGGCAACUGAAUGUGCUGCACCAGGUCGCCUCAUGUUCCAUUCGCUACGAUAUACGAGAUAUAGCGAUGCAUUGCAGUCCCCGGGUUUCCGUCAACAUUAUGUUCUACUUGAAACCGAAUUGCACGAAAUCAGCUAAAUGCACUCAUUUGCGAACAAAUUUGGUUUUGCAAGUCUCACCUGGAACCCAGCUGAAUCUCUCGUUUGUGAUAUUUCCAAGCAAGCAACUGAAUGUGCUGCACCAGGUCGCCUCAUGUUCCAUUCGCUACGAUAUACGAGAUAUAGCGAUGCAUGUUGCUGAAAAUUCUUCGACAGCCCAUGAUCGGCUUCGCCCAACUUGGAGCUCAUCAGGUAGGCGCAGUCCCCGAGGUUUCGUCAACAUUAUGUUCUACUUGAAACCGAGUUGCACGAAAUUAGCGAAAUACACUCGUUUGCGAAUAACUUUGGCUUUUUGA